This is a messenger RNA of Caenorhabditis angaria, 2754 nucleotides long. Lineage: Eukaryota; Metazoa; Nematoda; Chromadorea; Rhabditida; Rhabditidae. The record is from the annotation of a GenBank genome assembly.
AUGAUGAUUAUGAGUGGCAGUUAUAAUUGGAUUUUGGCAGACUGGGAAUAUUUGUGCGCAAGCAUCGACAAUUAUCAACUCAACAAUCGAUCAAUUAUCAAUCGAAUACCAACAAUGACAGGAUCAAUAUCUAUCAAGAACUCGAAUCAAGCUGCCUUGAAUGUCAAUACAUUCGAGGAGGCGCGAAACGAGAUCGCCAGAUUACUUCAAGUUUGUCAAGAAAUCGUAACCAAUCAAGACCAAGUGGACCAACUCAUUCAGAGGAAGGACAAGGAUCUCGACUUCAAAGAGGGAAUUGUUCAGGAAAAUUUGGCUAGAGCUCAAGAAUAUUUGCGUUGGCUCGACAACUUCCACGGAAUCUACGAAGAGCGACUUCGAUUGGCUAGAGAUGUACAAGACAACAACGUCAACUCACAACUCCACAAGCUGAUCGAGUUUGCGAAAUCAAAAGGGAAAGACGCAUUACGAUUCGAAUUGGAAAACACCGUUACCAAUCUUGGCAUUAUGCAAGCUGAAAUUCAGUUUGAACGAGGAAUUGGUAUUCAACAAGCUCAACCACAAGAAUUGGGAGAGCUAGGUCAUCCGACCAUUGGAAAAGAAGAUCAACUGCCACAAGAAGCACCAAUGGAUCAACAACAAGUCGAGGAUUUGGAUAUGACAAAUGCACAACAACAUGACGAGGAAUUGGCAACGACAAAUGCUCGAGAAGUUCAACGUGCAACAAUUAUUGAAUUAUCCUCGCAACCAGCCUAUCAACAUCAUAAGGGUAAUCAAGUCAGUGAGAGCCCGAUGGAGAGCCCAAUUUUAACUUCUUCACCAGAGGAAAUUGAAGAUGCAGCUCGAAACCAGGCUCACACUGUUUCAUUUGCUCGAGAUUUUGGCCAACCGGGAAAUAAACAAGGCAAGCCAGUAAACACCUCGACUCCUAGAAUUCAUGGAGAUUUCAAUGGCUUUGACGCUCGACUUGUCGAUGAGCCGAGCCGGCGAGAAUUUCGUGACUCUAGAGGAGACCAGGGUGAACAGGCUCGCACCUUCGUGAAAUUCCCGGCUAGCCAAAUCCCAGGCAGAAUUAGUAAUCCUAAGCAAGCAAAUUUGACGAGACCAAAUUUCGAUAUCACCAUUUCACCGGAAUCACACCAGGUACCGUGGGAAAACUUUGAAAAUCAAAAUUACCAUCAAAAUUCGAAUCCAAAUUUCAAUCAAGUUCGAAAUUUCCGAAAUUUUCAACCAAAUUUUAAUCAAAAUUCGAAUCAUCGAAAUUUCCAAGAAUUCCAAGGUUACCCACAAAAUUUCAACCAAUUUCAAAGUUGCGGUGAGAAUUGGAAUGGUCCAGCCAGAAAUGCUAGCCUGGGUUUCAAUCAUUUCCAAAAUUACGGCCAGUCAUUCCAACAUCAAGACCCUAGAAUAUUCCAAGGACAAAAUCCUAGAAUGUUUCAAGGAAACCCUAGAAUGUACCGACCAAAUUAUUGUGAUAAUCAAAAUAUCGUGGGACUAGAUACUAGACAUCAGAGCCGAGGUGUGGAGUUGCAGAAUGCAAAUGGGAAUUUGAGUAAUCCAAAUUACCCGAAUUUCCAGAAUUCCAAUCUGUUUAACAAUUUGAACCCAAAUUGUAGAACUUUUGGAAAUCAAAACCUUGAAAAUUCCUAUCCCCAGCCUAGUUUCAACAUUUCUAGAAUUCAUGAUGGAAAUGCAAGUAGAAGUAACGAGAUUCGUUUCAAGUUACAGAAACUGAAACUUCCAGAGUUCGAUGGAGAUGAAAUGAAAUUUACCGCGUUCCUCCAAUCCUUCGAUGUUUUUAUUGGUCAAGAUCCAUCAAGAACGGAUCUUGAAAAGCUCAUGUUUCUCAAACAGUGUUGUAAAGGAAAAGCAGCACAAGUAUUGGACAACUAUCCGGCUUCUCCAGGUUUUUACAAUUUGGCUCGUUCGGCUUUGAGCAACAGAUUUGCCAUGGGCAGAGAUGGUCCUCAACGAGUCUGGAUGAAGCUAGAGCGUAUCUCGAACUGUGACCUCAAACCGGAUCAGCUAUCCGAGACAAUUGACAAGAUCAAAAAUGCUAUUUUCCAGCUACAAUAUUUGGGCGAGAAAGUAGAUGGUAUCUCGAUUGAGACUACCAUUCUACGCAAGUUUCCAGAUAAAAUUCGCCAUCGUUUGAAGAAUAUCUCGACACCACACUUAGUUCCAACUGGCUCGACUACCCUAGAUUUGUUGAACCGGCUAGACUAUGUGGUGAAUGAAUAUCAGCGAGACAGAGAAUUCGAGAAGGAUCGUCUGCUCAGCGCCAAGUAUUCUUCUCGUUGCAUCGAUGCAAAUGUUGCUAGCUGUGAUGGGACGAAGAACAGCAAUGAGAAAAUCGAUUAUGAGAAGAAGAACAAGUCAAACACAAAACCCGCGAGUAGAACCAAGAACAGCGAAGAUGAGCAGAAAGAAGACAAUCCGGUUGAAUGUUUAUAUUGCAAGUCAACUGAACACAGUCUAUUCUACUGCAAGUUAUCGUUUGAAGCGAGAAGAAAGAAGGCUAUGGAAGAUGGAAGAUGUAUGAAUUGUUUGAAGCUCGAUCAUGCAACAGAAAGCUGCGAAGUUCGCUAUUGCCGAGUAGACAAUGAAAGCCAUCACGAAUCAAUGUGUGAAUAUGCGAUUUUCGUUCACGAAGGAUUCAAGAUGUUCCACGAGAAUCCAGAAGAAUUUGCGAAACUCGCGGAGAAUCCGGAAGAGUUUGGAGAACGUUUUGGGAAAUUUUUUCGUGGCCAACAUUAA